AUGCAUAGGAGUGCCAAAUGGCCCAAGGCCCAUUCAAUUUGGUCUCAGUGUUGGGUUAGGUUUGCUCCAAUUGGUAAUGAAGCGUUGCCCCUGAAAUCCGCUGUAACAUUCAGUUCCUCCAAGAUAAACGCCUCUUCACUUCCAGAAUUCACCCUCUAUGCUCAUUGCCUUGGGAAAAUCGUCUGUGUCUGUCUUGAUUCCGGAACCACCUGA
This is a messenger RNA of Prunus armeniaca (apricot), 213 nucleotides long. The record is from the annotation of a GenBank genome assembly. NCBI's taxonomy places the organism in Eukaryota, Viridiplantae, Streptophyta, Magnoliopsida, Rosales, Rosaceae.